AGUCACAAAGCGAACGGCGACUGGAAAAGUUCAAGUGGCAAACCCGAGCGCAGAAAAAAAUCUAAGAAAGCGGUGAAAACACGCAGUGAAUUUCUGGAAUAAAAAAUUGAAAGGAAAAUCACAAAAGUGGAGCAAAAGUGGAAACCUUGAAAAGUGUGAGAGGAAAACGGAAAAGCUAAUUGAAAAUAACAAAGAUCAAGAAUUUUGAAGUCUUGGAAAACCAAACUCAACCAAAUUGUGCUGUGAGAUUAAGUGUGUAAUAUACAUAUAAAUUCAUAUAUAUAUAUAUAUGUAUAGCAACAACGACUGGCUUGGUCUGCCUUGAUGAUCACAAAUUUCAAUUGAAUUUAAUCAAAAUCACAAGAAAAAGCCAGCGAGAGAAAUCAUAAAAAGCAAAAUAAACUAGGGAUUUAAUUUUGAGUGCCUUGCAAUGUGUUAGUCUGUGUGUGUGUGUGCGCGUGUGUGUGUGUAUCUGUGUGUGUGACCGAGAAACUUAGAAUUCGGUGGCAAUUUUACCCUCUUCUCACCACUGGCCGCUUUUCAUUGAAACGAACUUCAAAACUGUCAACGAGUCUAUGCGAGUAGCCAAGUGAAAAAGUCGGGAAAAUGGGGAAAAUGGUCAGCGAGGAAAUGGCCACGGAUCCGGCGAUAACGGAAAAGGUCGAGCUAUCGCGAUUCGGAGAAUUCUGCGUGCGGCGCGGCAUCAAUCCCAACCUGAUAAUGCUGAAAAUAACACUUUUUGUGAUGUAUGGCGCCACCUCAUCCCUUUUGCCCUACCUAACGAUUCACAUGCAGUCGAUUGGCCUCACGGUGGAGGAGAUUGCAAUUAUCUACCUGGCCCUGCCCUUCACCACUUUCCUUAGCCCGCCCAUCACAGGCUUCCUCGUUGACAAAUUUGGCAAAUACAAACCGGUCGUUGUGAUGAGUCUGCUCCUGAAUGCAAUUUUCCAUCACUCGCUGCUCUUUAUACCGCAGCAGGAGAUUCCGGGCGUGGUGCCAUCGGCGUUCGUAUUGAGACAUCCAAACAGCGGCGAUAUUGAGGUCUGGUGGUCUCCGUGUCCGAGUCGAGAAUGUCCGGAGGAGCCAGAGCUUGAAUUGGCCGUGCAUCAGUGCGUCGACUAUUGUUUGAUGCAGGAGCAAGUUAAUCCGCAGCUUUACACGAAUACCAUGCCCCCCACCACCACCACUAUCACCACCACCCAGAGAUCCCAGCUAACGGCAACCACAGCAGGGAUAUCCCCGACCACGACCACAAUGGUACCCUCGUCCUCUGCAGUGGGCACAUCGCCAGCACCGACCACAUCGACCACCACAUCGCCGGCGUCAUCAUUGCCAGCAUUAUUCGCCACGCAGACGAGGAGCAGAUACCAAGAAGUACUUAAUAUGUCAUCGACCAUGUUCCCGCCAAUGUCCCAGCUGAAGGAGGCGGUGGCAGCGGGUCCGAAUCCGGAGCAGGGCCCGUCAUCGUCAGCCGAACUGUCGGUCCUGUCCAUGCAGGGAUUGAAUCUGACAGAUAGCAGCAGUCAGAAGAAGGCACCUUGGACCAGUUGGGUGCACUCUGAUAAUGACGAUGCCACCUACUUCAUGCUGCAAAUGCAUCCCGAUCUGGCUGAUCCCACCGAGCAAUUGGGCAUGGAAAUUGAACAGGAUGCCAACGAGACGGUUACCGACAUCCGGCAGAGAUUUGGUGAGGACUAUUUGGUCAGGGGUAAAAUUAAUCUCACCGAUAUGGACGAUCUGGAUUUGCGAUGUGGCGGCUUAGUUCGACGCACAAAUAUGUCGAGUAUGGGAUCCGGAGCUGUUAAAUGCAUGAUGCAGCGUUGUACUUUCACAUUGAAUGCACCCGAAAUAUGUCCACCGGACUAUAAAGAGACCGAUGAGAUUAUUUUCUGGGUGUACUUUUUGCUAAGAUUUUUGGCCACCACAAUGCUGUCAGCCGGAGUAACCAUCAUGGAUCCAAUUGCCCUGACAAUGAUUGAGAAGUACGGUGGUGAUUUUGGACGAGAGCGUUUGUUCUCCAGCAUCGGCAUGGCCAUAUUCUCGCCGAUAACGGGCAUUAUGAUUGAUUACUCCUCGAGGGGAUUGGGUUAUACGGAUUAUUCGGCAGCCUUCUAUACGUACGAUGUUUUGCUGGUAAUAUCCACCAUGUCGGUACUAAUGAUGCCUCUUGGUGAGAAAUUACCAGCUGAUAAUGUGUUCCGAGAUCUUUGGAAUCUACUCAAAAUGCCGCAUGUGAUUGCCUUCAUUUGUUUCCUGUUUGUACUCGGUAAUUUCUGGGGCUUCAUUGAGAGUUUCCUAUUCCUGUAUCUCAAGGAACUGGGUGCUCCAAACUAUCUGUUGGGUAUCACCAUCACUGUGGGCACCGUGAGCAGUAUUCCUUUUCUCUAUGGGGCGGAGAAAAUCACAAGAAUCUUUGGGCACGUUAAUCUGAUUAUUAUCGCGUUCUUUUCGCACGCCGGUCGCCUGGUGGGCUACUCCUUCAUCGAGAAUGCCUGGUGGUGUUUUCCGUUCGAGGCCAUGGAGUCGUUAUCCUGCCAUCUGAUGUGGGUGGCAGCGGCGACCUACUGCUCGAUUCUGGCACCAAAAAGUCUGCUGGCCACCCUGAUUGGCGUCCUGGGCAUGGCCCAUUUCAGUUUGGGGCGCGGCAGUGGUAGUUUUACUGGAGGACUCCUUAUUGGUCAGUUCGGCACUCGAGACGCCUUUCGGUAUAUGGGUCUGCUGGCUGUGGUCGGAGGCAUUGCCUAUGGGCUGCUCCAUUUGAUUUGGCUGCGGAAAUUCGAUCACACAACAGAGGAAUCCGAGGAGGAAGUGGAGGCCGUGGAGGCCGGCGAAACGGAGAAGCUUACCGAACCGGCCACAAAGGAGCAGGGCACUUCGAUGUCCUUGGAGCGGCUGAGUUUGAUGAUUAAAUACAAUCAGAUUGGCAGCUUGUCAUCGCUGCCCAGGGGAUCGCGGGCCGAUAUCCAUGACCAUCUGUCGGUGCGUCGCAGCAGCUACAACGUGGAGUCCUUGAGGGGUGUUCCGCGGCACGGCAACAUUGGGAGUGCCUCCAAAGUGGAUAUCCUGCGCUCCGCGCUAGAGAUUAAUCACAAGUCCUCGAACAAUUCGAUGCUGAGCAAGGCCGAUAACAAGACGUCGAAUCAAUCAUUGGGCCGCAAUCGGGCGGACAGUGCCCCGAAAUUGAAUCACAGCAAUCUGAAGAAUAUUUCACAGCCAGCCCUUGAGGGCGUUGUCCUGGAGGAUCAGGAGGGUCGCAAGGUCAUUCCCGAGGAGACGGAGUUGCACGCCUCGAAGACCACCGUGAAUUUGGGGGACGAAAAGGUGGAAUCGCCACCACAGCAACAACAACAAGCAAAUGGAAAUGGGAAAAGUCUACCGCAGCAGCAGCAGGAUGAUGAAAAAUCCGACGCCACUUGAUGGACUGCCAAUCCAAUUCUCUGACCUGCCACACGUGGCGUAUGAGUGAUAUUAAUAAGCCAAAAGCGAAGGGGAGAAUGAGGAAGAGAAAAAUAAAAUUGAUAAACGAAAACUAUUGUUUAGUUGUACAUGUGUGUGUUAUGUUAUAUAAAUGUAUAUGUCUAUGUAUAAAUUAUGCAAAAACCGAAAAACUGAAUAAACAAAAAUUGUUGCAAACACAA
Molecule: messenger RNA, 3638 nt
Organism: Drosophila gunungcola (fruit fly)
Lineage: Eukaryota; Metazoa; Arthropoda; Insecta; Diptera; Drosophilidae
Exons: 11
Coding region: 607-3417 (936 amino acids)
Cellular component (GO): membrane
Source: RefSeq, a predicted model, not a curated record